AUGCCAGCAAGUCGCAGAGGAAGCGGUAGUGUUACACUUCCGAGCGGGCAGACGCUGACGGUGCACACCAGGACGCAGGAUGAGGAGGAUCUCCCGCAUGCGACCAAGAAAACGAUGGCGGACCAUCUCCGCAAAUACGAAGUGUUGUUCACGCUCACGCCGCAGCGUAUGCGCAUGAUCGUCGAGGCAUUCAAGGAUACGCUCGAGCUCGGUCUCGAGAAGAAAGACCAGGUCGUGCCUAUGAUCCCGACGUAUGUCUUUGGUUGGCCGACCGGUGAAGAAACUGGCGACUUCCUCGCCGUCGACCUCGGCGGAACCAACCUCCGCGUCUGUCUCGUCACCCUCCAAGGCGACGGCAAAUUCGAGAUCACACAGUCCAAGUACCGCCUCACGGAAGAGCAGAAACAGGAGGACGGUCAGAAGUUGUUCGAUUUUUGCGCGGAGUGUUUGCAGACGUUCGUGAGCACGAAUUUUGAGGAGGGGAGUAUUAAGGAGGGAGAGUUGUUGCCUUUGGGGUUCACGGUGCGUUUCCCUUUUUCGCAAGACCGGAUCGACCAUGGUGAGCUCAUCCGCUGGACGAAGGGUUUCGGAGCGGCGAACACGGAAGGAAGGGACGUCGCGGAGAUGUUCAGGAAUUCCUUGAAAAAAUACAACGUCCCCGUGCAACUCACAGCGCUCAUUAACGACACGACCGGCACGCUCAUCGCGAGCCACUACGUCAACCCGCGCACGAAGAUAGCCGUCAUUUUCGGGACGGGCUGUAAUGCGGCGUAUAUGGAGAAGGUGGGCAAGAUCGGGAAGAUCAAGGAUCUCGGGAUCGAUGCGGAGGCGGAGAUGGCUAUUAAUUGUGAAUGGGGCGCUUUCGACUCGUUUGAGCACGAGCAUCUGCCGAGGACGAAGUACGACGUGUCGAUCGACGAAAACUCGAACAAGCCAGGCGAGCAGGCUUUCGAGAAACUCAUCUCGGGUCGCUACCUCGGCGAGAUCCUCCGGCUCGUCAUCUGCGAGCUCAUCGACGACGGUGUGCUCUUCUUGGGCCAGAACACGUAUAAGCUCGAGAUUGCGUACGCGAUGGACACGGCGUUCUUGAGUCUGAUGGAGAGCGACCCGACCGAAGAACUGCUCAUGAUCAUCGGAAUCUUCUCCCACUUCUUCGCACUGGAGACGACGCUCGCCGAACGGCAGUUCUUCCGCGCGCUCGCGAAACUGAUCGGAAGGCGUGCGGCACGGAUGUCGGCGUGUGGGAUCGCGGCGAUCGUUAGUAAGAUGGGAUACCUCGAGGAUGGGUGCAGUGUGGGUGCGGAUGGCAGUUUGUAUAACAAAUAUCCGGGCUUUGCGGAUAGAGUGCAUGAAGGCCUGUGUGAUAUCUUUGGGGACAAGGGGAAGAACAUCAUUACACACCACGCUGAGGAUGGAAGUGGUGUCGGUAGUGCGAUCAUCGCAGCAAUGACGAAGAUCCGUAAGGACAAGGGUAUCCACGUCCACGUCUAA
Stereum hirsutum FP-91666 SS1 is the source of this 1491-nucleotide messenger RNA. RefSeq names its product hexokinase. The transcript has 13 exons. Lineage: Eukaryota; Fungi; Basidiomycota; Agaricomycetes; Russulales; Stereaceae. The record is from RefSeq and is a predicted model, not a curated record. Bases 1 to 1491 code for a protein of 496 amino acids. Gene Ontology annotation, molecular function: ATP binding; glucokinase activity; D-glucose binding. Gene Ontology annotation, biological process: intracellular glucose homeostasis; glucose 6-phosphate metabolic process; glycolytic process. Gene Ontology annotation, cellular component: mitochondrion; cytosol.